UAACCUAAAAAGUACUGUUUUGAUUUAUGAACUUUUAUUGUUAUAAAACAUCACUAUAAAUUCCUUAUUAUGUAAGAACUAAAUGAUUAUUCAGAAAUUCUAUAGAUUGGGGCUCCUUUAUAGGAGGCCCCACACUUAUCGAUAUUUUUCGACUGUGAGUAAUAUCGGUUCUUCCAAACUAUGCCAAUACUUUGAUAUCACCCAAGAACAAGCAGAAUUCAUAUGUUUAAAACAACCAUACGUAAACAAAUUAGAUGAAUCUACCUUGAAGUGUCUAAUUGACACAGUGCGUGACCUGGGAUUUACAAGAAAAGUUUUAAUUAAAGAUCCACUGUUGUUCAGCAUAUUGCCUAUCACAAUUAAAUUUAGACAUAAAGUAUUGGAUGAAUGUGGGUUUGAAAACAUAACACCAAAACACAUAUUGUCAUAUUUGCAAAUAAUGAAACAAACAACCAUAGGACAACUGAAGAAAUCCGGAGAGCUAUCAACUAUGUUGAAUGUAGAAAAUAGACUAGCAAGUUAUAUGACACAAUGGCCUACAUCUCUGACUACCUUAAUAUACGGAGAUAUCAAUGAGAUAACAAUGUAUACUUUAAGGCUGAAAAUAUUACAACGGUAUCUAGAAUUAAUGCUAGAUUUAACUGAAGAUGAAUUUCAAAGGGGCAUAAAAACUUACCCAACAAUUAAGCACCGGCCACUAGAAUAUAUUAAUGAGACACUCAACAUAUUACAGUCAGUGGUCAAGAUACCUGAUAAGAAAAUCAAAGGCAAUUUAUAUCUUAUUCAUGUUGAUCCAGAAAAUUUAAAGAAAAUAAUAUACAAGCUUCGUUCUAUAGGUGGUGUUGAUAUUAAAGACAUUUUGAGACUUCAUCCUAAACUAGCCACCAAAAAGUAUGAGGUGAUGGUAGAAACUAGGCAUGUUUUGCAGGAAUAUGGCAUCACUGAUGAAGCCCAGAGAAGGUGUUUUGAUAUAUAUACUCUGAGUCCAGAUACUGUAAGAACAAGACUUGAGGAAGCUAAGACAAUUCCUGAAUUUCAAACAUUCUUAAACCAUCCUAGAUUUUUGAAAAUGAUACACUACAAAAAUACAGCAAUGCUAAGAUUGAGAAGCUUAUAUAACAAUAGGAAAAAAUGUUUGAGUCUCAACAUACUUUCAGGUAGUGCAGUUCAAUAUGACACCUUUGAAAAAGCUCCAGGAGACAGGCUGGGCAAGGGGAAAGAUCUAGUAUUCUGCAUCUCACAAUGUCUUGGAGAUAUGUACAGUUCCGCCCAAAUAAGGAACACAGUCAAGAGACAUCCAUUCUGGAUUAAUGUGCCUCUGGUGCAAAUAAAAUUUGUCUACCAACAGCUUUCCAGGAAGUUUAGUGUUCAAGAUAUUUAUGAAAAUUGUCCCAUCCUGUUAUAUCCCUGGGCCAAAAUAAAGAAAGUGCUUGAUAUAUUUGAGGUAAAACAAAAACCUGCAGAAUCAUUGUACAGCAUUGAACUACUAGACCUCACGAAACUGGAGAAAUCUCAAAAAUUGAGUUUAGUUUUAUAUUAUCUAGAAAAGAAUCAUUACUUUUCAGGGAAUGGUGUCUGGACUGAAGAAAAAUGUAAAAAUAGUGAAUUGUCAAAUUACCAAUAUGUCCAAAAUCACCAGUCUGUAAAUACAAUGUUAAAGUAAA
Leguminivora glycinivorella is the source of this 1664-nucleotide messenger RNA. Its product is annotated as transcription termination factor 5, mitochondrial-like. Gene Ontology annotation, molecular function: double-stranded DNA binding. The transcript has a single exon. The record is from RefSeq and is a predicted model, not a curated record. NCBI's taxonomy places the organism in Eukaryota, Metazoa, Arthropoda, Insecta, Lepidoptera, Tortricidae. Gene Ontology annotation, biological process: regulation of DNA-templated transcription; termination of mitochondrial transcription. The coding region runs from base 83 to 1663 and encodes 526 amino acids. Gene Ontology annotation, cellular component: mitochondrial matrix.